Piliocolobus tephrosceles (Ugandan red Colobus) is the source of this 1352-nucleotide messenger RNA. RefSeq names its product IgA-inducing protein homolog. Lineage: Eukaryota; Metazoa; Chordata; Mammalia; Primates; Cercopithecidae. The coding region runs from base 1022 to 1183 and encodes 53 amino acids. The record is from RefSeq and is a predicted model, not a curated record. The transcript has a single exon.
GCUUUAAUCUGGGUAACUGAGGCUAAUGUGAGCAAGACUUUGGUUAAUUAACUGGGUUCUCAGAUGCCACAGACUCCGUGAGAAGUCACCAUUAUUUUCAAUGGUUGUGAUAGAAUUUCCCCCUAGUAGCCAUUAUUUUAAGAUUAUAUUGCAGAGUUGCUUUAUUUUGAGCUUUUCGUGUAUACACAAUCCCAAACUGGAAGAAAUUUUAAAAAAAGGAAUCCUGCUGUGAAAGGUAUAUAUUACUCUAGAUUUUUCUUACUGUAAAUAUUGUAAGAUUGUAAUACUGUCAAUAUUUUAUUAACCAACAAAUGUUAAUCUAUGUGAAAUCAGACUUAUUUUAAAUGUGCUUCUUAUUUACUGUGUGUGGUCCCUGUUGCUGACAGUAUUAAGUUAUAUUCUGAUGUAAGAUUAACUUUAUUAAAGAAUGUAAACAUUAAUGUUUCCUUAUGGGAAAACAAAUAAAGUAUAAAGAAGACAAUUCUUUUCAUUGAAAUAUACUGUGUAUUUACACUUGCUAGACCCAGCACCACUUAUAAAUUUAGUACACUGUUCAGAAUUUUAGUUAACACAGCUGACAUGGUUGUGCUCUGUUUGAAAGUCUAAGAAUAGGUAUUGUUGGAAUAUACAGUUUGUAUUUGUCUGCUGUGAAUCAUAAUCUUGAAAUUUCUAAUCAAGUUUGUAAAAUUUUUAUAGUGAAACAUUUUAAUGACAAUUUAAAAAUUUCUCUUCUCUAAAGAAUGAUCAAAACAAUAUCCUUUCAGAAAUAGAAUUGUUCUUUAAUAUCUUUCCAAAAUGACUUUGGUUAAAUGGACCAGAUGUAUAUUAGUUAAAAUUUAGGACUAAGUUGUUGAUAUUCUUUGAGUUUACAAGUUAAUCCUUAUUGGAGAUGUGCCAAUAUACAGUUAGAAUAUCAUUAAUUUGCACUGUUUGGGGACCCCAUUUAAGAAUGCUGAAUUUUGCCAACUAAGAAGUAAGCAAAUGCAAUUUAAAAAGUAAAUUUGAGCAUUCUGUAUUAAAUAUGUGCAGUUAUUAUCACAUGAAGAAACGCAGUGUGUCGGGCUGUAAUAUUACCAUAUUUGCUGUCAUGUUCUCCCAUCUAAGUGCUGGGAACUCACCAUGUGGAAACCAAGCAAACGUGUUGUGCAUCAGCCGGCUUGAGUUUGUUCAAUAUCAAAGCUGAAAACUAGCGAGGUCUGCUGUACUGCUUAUUGAAGUAUUGUGAUUAUUUUAGGCAUUGAUUCUUACAAAAUAUAUACUGUAACAGUAUACUUUGUACAGAUUUAAAUUUUAUUUGAAAAAAUGAAAUAAAGUAGGCAAAAAAUAAAGAUGUUUAUUUUUCAUGUGACUGU